AUGUCUACCACGAUUGAGGCAUCGACGAAGAAGGCGCCGCAGCCUGUAGGCAUGCGCCGAAAUGGCAAGCAAUGGAUUGCACCAAAGAAGGCGUUCCGCCCCGGCUCUGGUCUCCAGUCGUAUGAGCGGCGGGCAGAAGAACGCAUCGCCAAGGCGGCCAUGAAGGCCAAGGAGAAGGAGAUGAAGGAUGAGAAGGAAGCAGAGCGACAGAGACGUGUUCAGGCCAUCAAGGACAAGCGGGCUGCCAAGGAAGAGCGAGAGAGAUACGAGAAGAUGGCCGAGAAGAUGCACAAGAAGCGAGUCGAGCGACUGAAGAGGAAAGAGAAGCGUAACAAGCUCAUCAACUCCUGA
Messenger RNA from Neoarthrinium moseri, 351 nucleotides. RefSeq lists its product as uncharacterized. The record is from RefSeq and is a predicted model, not a curated record. The transcript is spliced from 3 exons. The coding region runs from base 1 to 351 and encodes 116 amino acids. Lineage: Eukaryota; Fungi; Ascomycota; Sordariomycetes; Amphisphaeriales; Apiosporaceae.